AAAAUGAUUAAGCUGGCCCAAACGAAUGGUAGGCCCAAUAGAAAAAACGCACCCCAAAAAUUCCCCAAUCUCGACAUUUCUCCGGAGAAAGGAGAAAAAAUCAGAAAAGAAUGGCAAUUAACUCACUGAGAAGAACACUGUUGAGAGCUUUGAGACCUCUACAGUCGUCGUCGUCGUCGUUUUCAAUUCGAGCACGCCAAAGCUUUCUGCUUCCUUCUCUCUCUAACCGCUCUGUAGAGCCUUCGUUUUCCGCCGAUUGUGCUCCUAGCCUUCGCCCUAAUUUGUCAUGCAACGGCGUCUUUUGCCGCUGUCUGUCUUCUCUGAGUGAGGAGGAGUCUCUUGGGCCCGCCGCCGUUGAUUAUCGCUCUGUGCUGCAGGAAGACGAGUAUCACAGAUUAGCUAAUUCAACCAUUCACAAUCUACUCGAGAAGCUUGAGGUAAUUGUUUGGGAUGUUCUACUUGGAAGGCUUCAGGAGUAUGGUGACUCUGUGGAGGUUGAUGGGUAUGAUGUAGACUAUGGGAAUGAAGUCUUAACCUUGAAGCUUGGGGACUUGGGAACUUAUGUAAUAAACAAGCAAACACCAAAUAGGCAGAUUUGGAUGUCCUCUCCAGUGAGUGGCCCGUCUAGGUUUGAUUGGGAUCAGGAUUCUCGAUCUUGGAUUUACAGGCGAACGAAGCAAGACCUGCUCAAAUUGUUGGAAACUGAGUUGCAAAAGCUCUGUGGUGAACCCGUUAGUCUUUCCUAAAGUCUCUUGAAACGUUGUGUUUUUACUUUUUACAUGAUUUUUUUUAACCUCAGUAAAUCCAUUAACCGACUUUCUUUUUUCUCAUAUCACCUUAUUCUCACGUUGCCUAUGGCCGAAACAAGAUAAAUGGAAAAUUUUGCAUCACUAGCCUUGUUCAUGCAUAGAGUGCCAUGUUAGGACAUGAAUUGUUGGGGUUUUAUCCAAAAAAAACAUUAUAUAUUGACUCAAAUGAAAUAUGAAGGAAAGUGACUUAAGGGUCAAUGAUCAUGUCAUAACAAUAUUAAGAUGUAACAGACCACACAAGACAUAACUACCACAAGUCCU
Striga asiatica is the source of this 1070-nucleotide messenger RNA. The record is from the annotation of a GenBank genome assembly. NCBI's taxonomy places the organism in Eukaryota, Viridiplantae, Streptophyta, Magnoliopsida, Lamiales, Orobanchaceae.